UGAUGUUGAAGCUACAUCUGAAAUCAGGCUCACAAAUAUCAUGACCAUGGGGAGGAUCAUCUUCUACGAGGAUCGUAACUUUCAGGGUCGCUCCUAUGAGACCGGCCAAGACUGCCCUGAGCUCACCUCCUACCUGAGCAGGUGUAACUCCUGCAGGGUGGAGAAUGGCCUCUUCGUGGUCUACGAGAAGCCCAACUUCAUGGGCCGUCAGAUCCUGGUGAGGAGGGGCGAGUAUCCAGACAGCCAGCACCUGAUGGGAGUGAGUGCGAGCGACUGCAUCAAGUCCUGUCGCAUGGUCCCCAUGCACAGAGGCCCCUUCCGUAUGAGGGUCUACGAGAGGGAGAACUUUGGAGGCCAGAUGCACGAGCUGACGGAGGACUGCGACAACAUGAUGAAUCGUUACCGCAUGUCUGACUUCCAGUCCUGCAAUGUGAUGGACGGCCACUGGAUGUUGUACGAGCAGCCCAACUACAGAGGCGGGAUGCUGUACCUGUGGCCAGGGGAGUACAGGAACCUCAGAGAGCUGGGGUGGAGCAACGUGUUGAAGUUCAACUCCUUCAAGCGCAUCAUGGAUUCCUGUUAAACUCUCAAUGUACGGGGUGGAAAAAUAAAGCAAUCUGAAAUCCAA
Larimichthys crocea (large yellow croaker) is the source of this 628-nucleotide messenger RNA. Its product is annotated as gamma-crystallin M3. NCBI's taxonomy places the organism in Eukaryota, Metazoa, Chordata, Actinopteri, Sciaenidae. The transcript has 3 exons. The coding region runs from base 41 to 583 and encodes 180 amino acids. Gene Ontology annotation, biological process: lens development in camera-type eye; visual perception. The record is from RefSeq and is a predicted model, not a curated record. Gene Ontology annotation, molecular function: structural constituent of eye lens.